Drosophila grimshawi is the source of this 2890-nucleotide messenger RNA. Its product is annotated as zinc finger protein weckle. The transcript has 3 exons. Gene Ontology annotation, molecular function: zinc ion binding. Gene Ontology annotation, cellular component: nucleus. The record is from RefSeq and is a predicted model, not a curated record. Bases 112 to 2028 code for a protein of 638 amino acids. Lineage: Eukaryota; Metazoa; Arthropoda; Insecta; Diptera; Drosophilidae.
AGGCCAACAGCUGUUAAAAUAAUCACAAAGUUAUUAUUGUUGGCAUUUUCCCAACUAGAAAAUUGUUUAAAUAUCAGUGUAUAAUGCUUAAGACCUCAAUUAAAUAUGUAAAUGGUGCUGCACUCACAUAACUUGCCACAAACUGCAAUGGCUGCGCCAAUUGAGAAUGAGAACGAGAAUGAAUGCGCCAGCGAUUGGCAUCUUUGGUGUCGCCUCUGCGCCAAGGAUGAUCUUCAGGGCAACAUCAAUGUGUUCCUGAAAAACGAACACUCAGCGCCAGGCGGCGAGCGGGAUGGCGAUGCUCAGGAAGUUGCUGCAAUUGCACCAAUUGCCGACAUGGCUCUGGCCACAGCCAUUGGCAAAUAUUUUUGGGUGAAUAUAACACGCGGCGAGGAGCUGCCCGAGAUGAUAUGCAGCGAAUGCCUGACACUCGUCACCUCGCUGGUGAACUUCUCAGAGCGAAUAACGCGGGUGCAGAAACUCUAUUGCAUAUUGCAAAGCACACCCAAGCAGGAUGCGAUUAGCGUGCAGGAGUUGCGCGGCAGAUUUGGGCUGAUCGAGGAGGAGCAGCAGCUGCCGGAGCAGUCAGAGCCCGAGACGCUUACCGAGGUGCAUUAUGUGGAAGAGAAGCCCAAGCUGAAUGAAUUGGACGAGACGGUGUUGGAGCUGGAAAAUCCGCUCACGCCGGCUAGCAAAAUCGAAGAGAAGCCUACAACUGAAUCGGUGACAGCUGAAGCAGAAGUUGAGGAGGAACAAGUGCAGGAGGAUGAGGAGGAGGAGGAGGAAGCAGCAGCAGAAGCUGCAGAUGAGCAGCUGGAAUACGAAGAUGCGGGCACUGAGCUGCUUCUGAAUCUAUGCGAUGCAUACAGCAACGCGGACAGCAAUGAGGACAGCAACUCCUCCAGCCCGAAGCCCAAAUCCAAGGAGCGUGGCAAAGCGCAUCAGUGCAACGAGUGUCCACGUGCCUACGCUCUGCCCCAGACGCUGCAGCGGCACAUGCGUCAGUACCAUGACAAGAAGAGCACAGCGGACAUGAAGCUACUGUGCUGCGAGCAGUGCGAGAAACAGUUUCGCUCCCGCUACCAGCUGCAGCGGCACAUGCAACAGCAUCUGCCUAUGCCCAAGCGGAAGAUGUAUCCCUGCACCAGUUGCAGCAAGAAGUUCACAACGAAUGCCUCAGCGCAGUCGCAUGCCCAGUAUAUGCACCAGGAGGAGCGACCGCGUCCGGUCAUCUGUGAGCAGUGCGGCGUCGGGGUGCAUUCGCUGAAUGCACUCAAGGAGCACCUGUUGAGCCACACGGAUUACGCGCCGUACGAGUGCGAUGUGUGCAAGAAGUGCUUCAAGAGCUUGAGCCGUCUCAAGCAUCACAAGGAGACGCACGAUCCGCACAAGUACAUCUGUCCCGAGUGCGGCAUGCAACUGAACUCGCGACCCACUCUGAAUCGCCAUCGGCUGGUGCACACGGACCAGAUGCAGCACAAGUGCGACUAUUGCGGCAGGGAAUUCAAGCGGGCGAAAGCCCUCAAGAAUCAUCUCAUCCUGCACACCGGACUGAAGCCGUACUCCUGCGACUUUUGUGAUCGCACCUUUGCCAACGGCUCCAAUUGUCGCACACACAAAAAGAAGUCGCAUCCCGAGGAGCUAGCCGCCCAGGAAGCAGCCGGUGGCGCCAAAACCUACAAUCGCAAUAUACCCAAACUGGAGGCGUUAAAAGCAUUCACAAAGAACAAGGACAACUUGUCGCCGGUGGCCACCAAGCAGAGUGGCUGCUUCGCCUUUGGCAAGAAGCCCAAAGCGAUAAUCAAAUCCGAUGCCAGCAGCUCGUUGCAAUCGUCGUCGGUGCCCAGCGCAGCAGCAGCAGUUGGCAUUAUUCCCACCAUCGACAACAUCUACAAUCACAUUAUGAAGCCGCCGAUGGCAGCACAGCAGCAGCUGCUUGCCACCGAUGGCAGUGCAACAAUUCUCGCAACCCGACAGCCGGAGGAGCAGGCGGAAACUGCGAGUGCUCCACAGAUCUUUUCGUACUAAAUGCCGUUUUUUUGUUGGGCGUGCAUAUUUUUCGAAUAUUUGGGGGAGCUUGAGCAGGGCGCAUGUGCGGGCUGGUUGGAGUCACCCUCUUGUGUAUUGUGUGUGGUUGUUUGUUGGGGGUUGCGCGUAAAUGGCCAAUAUAUCCUUUAUGGAGGAAUUUAGUUCAGUUGACAGCGUGCGCUUCUCCUCGUGUCUGCUCCGAGUGGGGAAGAAUUUGUUUGCCUAGAUUUCUGAGUAAAUGCAUUAAAACACUAACUAAAAACGGCAAAACGAUGCAUGGCUAAAAACUAUGCAAAUUGCGAUGUGCUUCGUGCGCCAUUGUGCAUUCAAUAAAGUGUUUAAAACAUUAAACAUAAAAAAACCGAAACAAAUUUAAAUCUCUUUAAUUGCGAGCAGCAAAUCAAAAAGCCAAAAAAAAAAGUAAAAAAAAAAAUCGAUUUCUUGCCAAUGAAAACAAAGUGCAUUGAAGAGAGCGUAAUUAACGCACAUGCAGUGAGUACAAAUGUCGAGUGGCUUUACAAAAUAAAGCCGGGCUACAAGUGCUCAAGUGCUCAAAAGUUAUAAACAAAAUAAAAACAAACAAAUUGGCAACUGAAUCAAAUAGCCAAAAUCAAAACUCAAGCGAGUAGCAAGCAAGUCAAUCAAAAAGCCGCACAUACAGCAACCAAAGCGGACAAGCAGCUGCGCAACAAUUUAAAGCAGCUAAUCCAAUAAAAACUGGAGUGAAGCACUCUUUAACUUAAAGAAACCGAACUAAAGCAAUUUAAAUUUUAUUUUAAACAAUAUUUAGCAGCAGCUGGCUGAUGCGCCAGCCCUGGUUCUAGCACUUAACAGUACCAUUUCGAGUGAUACACAGCGCUUA